Messenger RNA from Macrosiphum euphorbiae (potato aphid), 2691 nucleotides. The record is from the annotation of a GenBank genome assembly. Lineage: Eukaryota; Metazoa; Arthropoda; Insecta; Hemiptera; Aphididae.
AUGCAUUUCCGCGUCUCAUCGUUUUCGUCUGCGGCUAGUGUAACAAUAGUAUUGGUGCUGCACCUGUCAUGUUUCACGAAAAAUAUUUCGGCAUCGGAAUUUCCACUCUCUGAAGAGGAAGACAGCAAAUCCGAUUGGUCUGAAAUAGUUCCGACAGAUGAUGGCAUAUUCACCACGGUGCCAUCGGUAUUUGGCCAAGACGAAGUGAACGAAACCAAUACAACACCAUCAGAUGUUUCAUUAAACCCGACGGAAGAAGAGCUGCUAAUUGGAAAACUAACCACAGCAGAGGUUUCGGUAGAGGUGAGUGAUGAACCGAUCAUCGAAAAAUUACCUCCACAAGAAGAUAAUCCGUCAGACGAAAUCAAUUCCUACCAACAGUCCCAAACAGAAGUUACGUAUUAUGUAGAUGAUCCAACGAACACCGAAAGACCAGACUCGGAGGUUUCAUACGAGGUGAAAAGUGAGACAACCACAAAAACUACACAGCCAGCAGAGGCUUCGACCAAAGGUAACAUAGUUGCUGAAAACCCGUGGAUACAGAAGAUACAGAAUUCCAAGUCCAGAAGUCUUGGACUUUUCCGACAGAAUGACACCAGCAAAAUGUCUUCUAGAAAACCACUUUUGUUGGGCCAGAUUAUCUCAAACAUCCUAUAUGGUGACCCUUGGUCGGCUCCGCAAACAAACUUAAAGUGUGCCAAUGACAUGAGGCUAUACAACAUACACAUGCAAAACUUGACCAUGUGGGCAUUUAGAAUGUUAGAUGCCACAUCAAAAGGUCCUGAAGGACUUGUAGACGCAAACACAUUCAGUUUCGGAAAUUUCGACCAAUGUAUUGAAACAAAAUCUAAAAACCUCGGUAUAUCUGGUGGAUACACAUUAGUUGACAUUGAUUUUCGACCAAGUGUUCAAGUAUAUCCAGGAUUUUAUGACAACGAUCACUCGAAAGAUUACGAACCGUUUGACCAAGACACGUCGACAUGGGAAGUACUAAAGCACAACGUACAAGAGGCUUAUGUACAAAGGCACAAGUUUCAAUGGGCCGUGUGUUUACCAGAUACUUGUCAAUCGGAAGACGUUCAAAAGAUCGUGAGCAACGUAUUAAUACCAGAGAUGAACCGUCAUGGAUUGGAAGGUGAUGUGACCAUCGACCCAUUGUUGCACACUUCCAAAGAAAAUGUGUAUAAAUUCACUGUGGGUUUCUUCUUUGUCUGUUCAAUGUACGUGAUGGUCGGACUACUUGUCAUCGCAGGCACCUUAUAUGAUUUAAUUUAUUUACAUUACCGACCAAAAUCUGAACACGGACCAAUGAAAAAAAUCAUGAAACCGUUUUCACUUAUUUCAAACUUUGAAAGACUUCUAAAACCAUCGGAGACCGAAGAGUUUUCAAUUAUUAACGGAUUUAAAGUAUGUGCAAUUCUACAAGUCAUUAUCGGUCAUAGAUGGUUUAUUGAGCUUGGAAACCCACAGUCAAAUCCCAAUUUCACUCAUUGGAUGGUUCAUAAUUUCUGGUUGGGCUACUUUAAAUGCACCAUAUUUUUGGAAACAUUCUUUGUAAUAAGUGGAUUCCUGACUUUCUAUCUAAUUACAAAACAGCUUACGGAAAAAAAACAUUUGAACUUUAUACCCAUAAUGAUUUAUCGAUGGUUGAGAAUAUUCCCAGUGUACGGAACACUUAUAGUCACAUACAUUUUCGUACUUCCGUAUCUGAAUAGUGGUCCUUAUUGGAGGAUGAUCGUGUACAAGGAAUCGGAAAGGUGUCAAAACAACUGGUGGACAAACGUACUUUUUAUCAACAACUACGUUCACACUGAUGAGUUGUGUAUCAUCCCGUCGUGGUAUUUAGCUUGCGACAUGCACUUCUUCAUAGUUGGUACACUACUCACCUAUGUAAUUUGGAAGUGGAGGAAACAAGGGCUCGUGAUACUUGGGGCGUGUUUGACUUUUUCAACAGUAAUUCCUGCUUAUAUAAUAAUGAAUGAGAAGCAUCGAGGAACGGCUGAUAUUACUCCUCAAAAUCUUAAAGAUCUCAGCAAAGAAAGAUUUUACACUGAAGUGUAUAUAAAAAGCCACAUGAGGUCAAUGACUUACUUUGUUGGAAUCUUAGCAGGAUACAUUUACACGAGGUUGAAGGACGCUGAUUACAAGUUGUCAUUGAAAAGUCGUAUUUUCUGGGCUCCAGUUGUCCUCAUGAUUGGCAAUAUUAUAUACUUGAGUUCUGGAACAUUCUUUACACUAGGACACAAAUAUGUAAAUUACGAGCACGCAAUGUACUUUACAGUCGGCCGACUUGUGUGGUCUAUUCUUAUCUCAUACGGGAUAAUAGGUCACGGACUCUCCGGAUUUGGGGUUUGCAUCAGUGGCUUUUUAGGUCACAGAGUUUUCCACGUUCUUGGAAAAUUGGUUUUUUGCAUUUACAUGUACCAGGAAAUCAUUCAACUCCAAACGAUUGGAUCCAUCGAGAAACCGACAUACCAAAACUUAACAUUAAUGUUUUGGAGAUUUUGUGCUGACAGCACGGUGGCCAUCAUGUACGCAUUUGUUAUCAAUGUAAUGAUCGAAUCGCCAUUUGACAGAGUUCAGAAGAAUGUUAUGAAACUAUUUGUUGGAGAUGCGUUUUCAAAGCCGAAACCACAAGUACCAAUUGAAAAAACUAAAAACAUAUCUGAGAACGGUGUGGCUCAAGCAUAG